Messenger RNA from Erythranthe guttata (spotted monkey flower), 2363 nucleotides. The record is from RefSeq and is a predicted model, not a curated record. NCBI's taxonomy places the organism in Eukaryota, Viridiplantae, Streptophyta, Magnoliopsida, Lamiales, Phrymaceae.
AUAGGUUGGGCCUAAACAAGACCCUAGGCUUGGCCCAUGUACCCAAUUCAAAGCUAUCAUCUUUUUCCGCCUACGUUAGUUAAUUCUUCAUUUUUCGCCCAAAAAAAAUCAGAAAUAAUUUGGCUAAACCCUUGCUCUAAAUCUUUUACACAGUACCACUGUCAUUCUAAUUGAGGUAUUCCACUUCGAUUCCUUGAUUUCCCGAGCUCUGUAAUCAUGUUUAUCUCUGAAUUAUUUCUUUCUGUGGAACACGUAGUGUGUGGGAUUCCUUAUCAGCUCUGAUUUCCAUAUUUGCUGUUUAUUGGCUCCGUUUUCCACCAUUUGCUGUUUUUAUUGGUAUUUACCGAGCGAAUUUCUGAGAAAUGGCGUUUGAAAAAAUGAGGUCGAGUAAUAGCGGUGGUACUAGAGUUGGUAGAAAAGUGAGAGUUGCGGUGGGAAACACCGGCGUUGAUAAAGCUCAUCGGAAAAUGAGAGCUGCUACAGGGGUUUUGAAAGUGUCGAUCGAUGUUGAUACGACCCUAGAUUCCAACAAGAAGAAGAAAGGGGGUAAAAAAUUGCGGAGCGGUGAUGAGAAAUCGGGUGAAACACGUACCAAGGGGAAAAUUGAUUUCGAAACAAAGAGUCGAAAUGAAGUGCGAAACGGUGAUGAGAAAUCGGGUACGAAGGAGGGGAAAAGGGAUUUCAAAGCGAAGAGUCGAAAUGAAGGUUUUGGAACUGUUAUUGAUGGCAACUCUUCCGGUAAUAAUAAACGGAAGAGAGUCUAUGCUGAUAAUGAUAAUCCCAGUGUGGUGGUUGAGGGGGGUAAAAGAUUUGAUGGUAGUGAUCGAAACUCCAGUUCUAAAUCAAGAAACACUACUGUCGGGUCGUUUGUCGAUAAACGCAAGAAGCUCUCGAGGGGGGACAACGACCGUCGUGAAUUUAAGGAUUCUAGCAGAGACAGAUUGUUGAGAGGGAGUAGUGAUAAAUUCAGGGGAAGUAGUGAUUUAGGCGAUGGGAAAUCUAGACGUGUUCGAGAGAACGGGUUAGAAAAUGGGGUGUCGAAAACAGGCGAUAAGAGGAGAGCUCCGUUAUUGGCAACUAAAACGUAUGUGAACCGGAGAAAAGAUUCGGUUGGUUCUGUUGAGAAACCUCGUAAGAAAAACGAUGCGUCUAGGAAAGGCUCGGGUGCUAAUUCAGAUUCGACGGAGGAACUGCGGAUGAAGACGAAACGAGUUAUCCGAAUAGACCCUCGUGAUAUAUCCAACAAGAGAAUUGACGAUGAAAUUGAUAUUAAUGGUAAUAGUCAAGAAAAGAUCGAUGUGCCAGAUAAAACUGGUGUUGAAAUGUCGAAGAAUGCGCAAUUCCGUGCCAUACAACCUAGCUCCUCGAUCCUUUCCUUUGUAGAAGACAAUUUAUUAGGACGUAGACGAGACAUUGAGUUUAGGAGGGCUGGCUACAACAUCGAGCUUCCUGCUCCUUUAGACAACAUUCCUUCGUCAACAGGUCCCGAAAGGGAACGGGUUGAAGUACCAGAAUUUAGAAAUAAAUUAGAAUUCUUUGCUGCUGCAAAGGUUUCCUCGUCGUUUCCCCCUCCCGAUCUUUCAGAGAUUGCAUUUGCAGGACGGUCAAAUGUGGGAAAGUCGUCGUUGCUUAAUGCACUAACCAGACAGUGGGGUGUUGUACGGACAUCAGAUAAGCCAGGCCUCACACAGACGAUCAAUUUUUUUAAGCUCGGAUCAAAGCUAUGUUUAGUGGAUUUGCCGGGUUACGGUUUCGCUUAUAUAUAUAUGCAUACUUUGCAGGUGAAAGAGUACGUCAGCACACGUGUUGGUCUAAAACGAGUGUGUCUUCUCGUAGACACAAAGUGGGGUUUGAAACCGAGGGACCACGAACUUAUUGAUUUGAUGGAAAGGUCUGAAACCAAGUACCAAAUAGUUUUAACAAAAACAGAUUCUGUUUUCCCAAUCGACGUGGCUCGACGAGCAAUGCAAAUUGAAGAGAAUCUCAAAGCAAAGAAGUCUGCAGUGCAACCCCUGAUGAUGGUAAGCUCGAAAACAGGGGCCGGUAUCAGGAGCUUGAGGACUGUGCUUUCUAAUGUUGCUCGGUUAGUGAGGCGCUAGAAUGCGUCGUUUCUUGACAAAGGUAUGCAUGCAUGCAAAUGCUGGAUUAGUUUUAAAUUAGCGAAAAAAAUUAUAAUUAAUUUGUUCUGAACUAAUCUUGUAAGAGAAACCGACUUGCAAAACAGAAACGUGUACUAAUGUGUUUGCGAAACACGUAUGUUGAACAGUUGAGCUAUAAGUCGAGCACUUGUUCCGGUUUUUUUAGCCCGAAAAAGCUGUGUUCGAAUUUGUUUUGAUUGGUUUGUGUAGUUCAUUUAUAUCCUU